UCCACGUCCGAGGCUCCACAGUAUGGAGAGACGGAGACAGAGGUGGACGCGUUUCUGUGUGGGGAGAGCCAAACUGUGACACGGGAAUAAAAAAUAAAUAAACAGAGUAGCCUAUGUAGACAAGAAGAAGUUUUAAAGGGACAACAAUGUGUGCGCGAGGGUUUCUAUUUCACUGAUCCUGCUCCGUGGCGUCAAGUUGCACACAGGAGCAGGGGACAAGUUUCAGAUGGACAGACACUUGGAGCAACAAGCAUGGGAUUAUUUUUGUAAUGUGGAUCGCUACUCUCAGUCAAGAAAAUAAAGGUCUGCUGCGGAACAAUGUGAGACGUUGUGCGUCUUGGAUUCUCGUGUUUCUGGAUAUUUUGAAAAUCAUUGGCAACAGUUGAGAAGGAAGAAGUUAUGCGCAAAGCACUGAACGCUGCGACCCCGGGAACCAACAUGGAAUUGCCAUUACCACAACCCCCUGCCCCCUUUUUAGACAAGUUUUAGCCGGCCCGCUUGUGUUGUUGUUGUUGUUUGUUUAUUUGCCUGUUUGUCAUUGUAAACUUCAUGUUUGAGAAGAAAUCGCCACAUUGGCCUCUUGGAUUUUAAAACCUCGCCUGCCUUUGGAUUGGAUUUCAAACACGAUGAACUUUAUUGACAGUUUGACACUAUUAUUUUUGACGCUGUCAGCUGUCAAGAGUGCCCACAUACCGAAGGAAACAGAAAGAGGUGCACAUGUGAUCCCUUUAAUGGAGGUCUACAACAAGAGUUUGUGCCAGCCGCGGGAGCUGCUGGUGGAGAUCCUGCAGGAGUAUCCAGAGGAGGUGGAGCACAUCUUCAUCCCGUCCUGCGUGGUGCUAACGCGCUGCGCCGGCUGCUGCAAUGAUGAGAUGCUGCAAUGCACGCCCACAUCCAGCUAUAACAUAACAAUGGAGAUUAAAAGAAUAAAACCCCAAAGGCAACAAAAUGAUAUUUUCAUGAGCUUUACAGAACACAGCGCAUGUGAGUGUAGGUUAAAGAAAGAAGUGAAAGAACCGAGAGAAAAAAAAUCCCGGAAGGGCAAGGGUAAAGGCCUAAAGAGAAAACGAAAGAAAAACCGUGACAAAACAAUUCACGAUGCUGUUUGUGAGCCAUGUUGUGAUCAGUGCUCGGAGAGGAGGAGGCGUUUGUUUUUGCAAGAUCCCGUAACAUGCCGGUGCUCCUGCAAACACACCGAUGAAUACUGUAGAGACCGCCUGCUAGAGCUCAACGAGAGGACCUGCAAAUGUGACAAGCCCAGAAGAUGAGAGAGGUGGCAGCACCAGAUGUACAAGAUGAAGGAAUAUUCUAGAGAUAUUUCACAGCACAGCACUUUGACCUUUUAACCCUAAGCUCUUCUUUUCUGUGGAAAGCAUUCCCCUUGGACUGAUUGAGAGAGAACGAAAAGAGACUCAAGUUCCUCCCACUGUAUAUCUGUGUGUACAUAGACCAUAAUAAAGAAAAAAAAGAGUACAGAAUUGUUAUGCUGCUACAGAAACUUAUAACUAAACCCAUCAUUUUGACAAAAAGCAAAUAGCCGCCAUGUGGUUGCAUUUCUAACAGGCUUGCAAUGCAGGUGUACAGUCUUGUUGUCGAUUCAUUGAAUGCAAUUACUUCACUGGAUAUGAGUCUACUGUGGUUGUGUGUCAAUCAUAAAUUGCAAAACCUCUCAAUCUAAGAUAUAUUUAACUGCUAAAACAGCGGGUGAGGCCCUAGAGGACAUGGGAACGCUCUCAUUUCAGAAGAGAUGGAUGGAUUUUAUGACGGUCAUUGUCUACGUUUGCUUUUUCGGGGCAUAAAAGCAAGACUUGCGGAGCAGCUGAUGGAAAUCUGUCUCGACAUGAUGUCGCCCUCCUUCCCUGUGAGGACAUUGCAGGACUGAUGUGGACAUACACAAUGUCUCUAUUGUGAGCAGCUUGCAAGGAGAAGAGACUCCAGAGUGCCAUAUACUUUUAAAAGGGAUACUGGUUAUCAAUAUAGCAUCUAUUGUUUUGCUAUGUCCUACAUGAAAACCACUGAAAACAUCAUAUACUGUUGUGUGAUUCCAUUUGAAAACUGUGCCUCACAAAAUGUACUGAGAAAUCUUUCGAGUGCUUUUUAAAUUAUUUUGUUUCCUUUUUCAGGAGAGGGGAUUGUCAAAGUAGUUUUGUUAGCUGUUGAACUCAAUACAGAAUCCAUUGAUCCCGUAUCUUUUUCUCUGAACUUAUACAUACUUAAUAACCCUUAAUGCCAUAGUCCAUGCUAGAUAAUUUAUAAUGUGUUAGAGUAUUUUUCAGUAUUCAGUCUUUACCCAUAUUUGAUUUGGUCUAUUUAUAUAUGCAGUGUUAUGUACCUGUAGCUGUCCUGCCCCCCUCCCCCCACACGUAAGGUCACUGAUGGCUACUCUCAGCAUGGACCCUCACCAUGCUUUUCUACGAAGCAGACAGUAAAAAAAUCAAAGAUGAUUUUUUAACAUUCCCUCAAUGGAUCAUUUUUACCGGUGAACUGAUGGCACCUCCUCUGGAUUUUUAAACCCCUCAUGUCUAAGAGUGUGGGUACUGUGUUCAAAUCUAUCGUGUCAAUCUGUGUAUGUGUGUGUCUGUGUGUGUGUUUCUGUGCAUUUGUUGACAUUUGUCGUCUAUGUAGAUGUUAGUAAGUUGUAUUUAAGUAUUUAAGGUAGUUGCAGGCCCAUGUGUUGUCCGUCCUUUAAGAUGCAAAUAAAAAAAACUACUGCUAGCAGCUCAGCAUAAACUACCAUGACAAAUUCUAAAUCCGGAUAACAACCUGCAUCCUCUCUGUCAUCAGUCUGCAAGCCCUCAUCAUAAGUUCUCUCUGUCUUUUCUUCGAUAUUAACAUGUCUUCUGUGUCUAUGUAAAACAGUAAAGCAUAUUUAUUUUCAAAUUAUAUUGUUUUUUAUAUAAAAUAAGGAAAAGGUUGCUGUGUUGUGAAUGCUGUGUUUUCAAAAGAUUUCAUUAGGCAACGUAUAAGAUUUCCAUGUUUUUGUGUGACAAGUUGAAGCUCACACUUAUGGAAUGUAACCUGACAAAAAAAUAGCUCAGAGAAAUAAGAAAUUCCUGCAAGCUUUUCAUGACGGACAGAUACUCAGCCUAUGAAUAAACAGCACUUUGAAGCA
Notolabrus celidotus (New Zealand spotty) is the source of this 3112-nucleotide messenger RNA. RefSeq names its product vascular endothelial growth factor Ab (gene vegfab). Gene Ontology annotation, cellular component: membrane. Lineage: Eukaryota; Metazoa; Chordata; Actinopteri; Labriformes; Labridae. Gene Ontology annotation, molecular function: chemoattractant activity; heparin binding; growth factor activity. The transcript is spliced from 8 exons. Gene Ontology annotation, biological process: positive regulation of mast cell chemotaxis; vascular endothelial growth factor signaling pathway; positive regulation of endothelial cell proliferation. The coding region runs from base 627 to 1268 and encodes 213 amino acids. The record is from RefSeq and is a predicted model, not a curated record.